This is a messenger RNA of Paramuricea clavata, 690 nucleotides long. The record is from the annotation of a GenBank genome assembly. NCBI's taxonomy places the organism in Eukaryota, Metazoa, Cnidaria, Anthozoa, Malacalcyonacea, Plexauridae.
AUGGAAUCUAGGGUCGGCGGAAGGGUGAAGACUUUCCACGCGAAUAUGCUCAAGAAAUAUAUUGAAAGAAAGAAUGCUGAUGAUGUUAAAAACCGAAAGCAGGAAUUGGGUGGAGGUGAUGACGGCGACAACGAAGGGGACAGUGUUGGCGGCCCAGUUUUUCACCUAACUGCAGUUUCCAUAAUUGAGACGAGCAUCGGGGGAUCCACUGGAGCGGUUGAUGACGAAGAAGUGCUGGAACUUGGUCCCACUGUACCGAAGGAAACAGUGGCAGACGUGGUCUUAGGUGAGCGACUGACUGAGGAACAGAGAGUCCAAUUAGAUGAACUGAUCGAUCGAUAUGAACACAUCUUCACCGACGUGCCGGGCAAUAGUAACCUUACAGAACACCAAAUAGAGGUGACGUCCGAGGAACCUAUUCGAUCCAAACAGUAUGCGGUACCCUGCAACGUGAGAGAGUCCCUAAAGGAGGAUAUCCAAGCAAUGCUGCAGAUGGGCGUGAUUAGAGAAUCGAAGUCUACCUAUGCGUCACCGGUCGUGGUCGUAUGUAAGAAGGAUGGUACGAAUAGAGUGUGCGUUGCCUAUCGGAAGCUUAAUCGUCUCACGGUUUUCGACCCUGCACCCGGUAAUACUGCCGAGGAGAUAUUUCAAAAGAUGGCCAAGAAAAAUAUUUCACAAGAAUUGAUUUGA